GGCAUUGUGCGUAGCAUUAGCUAGUGGCCAAUGGCUACUAGUAAAUAAGUUGCAAUUAUUUUUAAGCAUUCACUGUAGACGAAAUAUACUAUAGAAAUAUAGAUUAUAAUUGUAGUUCAUUUUUGCGGCGUUCUGUCGCUGUCGACUGUUGUGCGGUCGUCACUCGUCACCAGUCACACGUCAGUAGUGUCGACAGUGUCGUUCAAUAUAGUGUUUGUAUGUGUCAUUGCUCAUUAAUAAGUGGAGCGGAGCAACGUGUGUCUCCUUUGAAUAAAAUAAUCCGUAUUCAUUUUUUCGCAUCCCCUCCCUGCGACCUUGUGCGACGCGUAUUGUGUCGAGUGUAGACUGUCGACGGUUAUUCAUUCUGUUGUAAAUUAUUUCUGACAAAGACGUUUGUUUGACUGACGUGAAAAGUUUAAAUUAUAAACACAAAAUCCUAUCCCAUCGUAUUUUUGCUGAUUCGAGCAAUAUUAUCAUGAUUAGUGAUUACUAAGUACUAACGUUUUUCUGUUCCUUGAAUGUGUUGAGUGUUCACUGUUCGUCUGUUCAGUCGCGCGUGUGCUCUUUCGGGAGCCAAUAUAUUGAAUUUGACUUUAUCAUUGUCCAGAAAAUACUGUACACGCUCCAAACGCAGACAUGGAUUUCAAAUACCUUUUAAUAUGCGCGAUGCUAUCGAUUACAACCAGCAAUGUGUAUAGUACUGUGUCCUUUGAUGACAUUAACGACGUCUUUGAGUUGACUACCAAAGUGUUUGAUUUUGUCAGCAAAUCAUGGGAGGUUGCUGACAAAGUGGAAGAUCGUUUAGGUAAUGAAAAUACUCCACUUGUGUGGUACAUAAAAAAAAAAGAACGAAAGAUUUUAUCCUAUUUUGGACAAAUUACUCAGCUUGUGCAAGUCACCCAAAAAGAAACAAAUGACAUAAGGACUAUGAUGUUGGUUAGUCUUAAAAAGCUACAAUCCUUGCCUGAUGCUGUUUUGAAUGGCAUGCAAAUUAAUGAACUCUUGGACUCUGUCAGAUCAAUUGAAAAUGAUUUUAUGACUAUGGAAGAGUAUAAAUAUGAAGAAAAUGGUAAGAAUGAAAAAAGUGUAAAUUCUACAUAUACAUCUUAUACAUUAGAAAAAUUUGCGGAUGCAAUGUUGACAUACUCUUCGGGAUCUCCUCAUAAGCAAUUGGCUAAAAUUCACUCUUUCAUUGUUCCGGAAUGGGAAGGAUUUAAAUUUCAUACACAUGGCGGUAUUUUCAAUAUUUUAAAACACACUAUGGAAAAUAGUAAUGCACUUUGUGAGCAAAAACAAUCGUUACAACAGUUGAUUUUUAAUAUGUACACAACAUUGCAUCUUACUCAACUUAAAGGAUUUUCUGUUAUGCAAUAUUCGUGGAUGUUACUGCAAACUUAUGGAAAAGGAAAUUUUACAUUUGAAAGAAAAAAGCAAUUAGAACAAUUUGAGAAAAAAAUUAUUGAACAACUCAAUGCUUUAAAAUCUUCAAUAAUUUCUGCAAGUAAUAUCUACUGGAGAUGUGACCCAACAAGACAUGUUAAAGAUUCAACUUAUUUAGAAGUUACACAGUUAUUACAAGGUUACAUAGAAAAUGAAGCCGAUAUGAACAUUGAGCAGAGUUGCACAAAAGACUGUGGAUACUAUGAAGUUGCAGAACAUAAAUCAUGUUUUAGAGAUCAAUUUUGUGCUAAACAGCGUGUUUGUAAUGGACGUAUAUUAAAUUGUCAGUAUUUCGAUUCCGAUAUGAGAAUUUGUCAAUCUAAAUUUGGAAGCAAUAGGCGAUAUGAUUAUAUUUCGUAUGAAAGAGGUAAAGUUUUGGGUGAUACAUCAGUUGAAUGCAAAGGUACAACGAGCAUGGUGGACAGCUGGUGGAAUUUUUUGAUUUGGCAUUGUUCUUAUUGUUUUUGCAUUUGUGAUUCAACCGAUUCUUCUUCUGAUAGAUAUUUCAGUUUAAAACCUUCCGUAUCUAAUAUUAAAGAAAAUAAAGUUAUAACAGGUUUAAGAUUUAUUAAAGUUAAACAAAUGUUCCAUUUACAAGCACAAGAAGGUGUACUUAGCCAUCGAGGAACAAUACAUGAACCUUCCAGACAAUGGAUUCAAGUACCGGGUUCUGAUUUUUCUUAUAAGAAUAAAACAUUAAAAGAUGGUGUUGACUAUCAUACAUUAACAUAUGAAGCUCGCACUAUUGAUAUUGAUAAUGUAAUUGCUCCUGAAAAUACAGUUGUUACAGGAGUAAAAUUUAGAAAGAUUGGAUCUCACCUUAAUAUUGAAGUUCGUGUUACACCUUUUGAUUUUAUGACCGGUAAACUUAUUGAACCCGAGUUGAAAAGUUAUUGGAUUGGAAAUGAAAACACUGAACUGUCCGCAAAUCCAAGAACCCAUAUUGACAUAAGUAAUUCAGAUCUGCCUACCAAAUCAACUACUCCAUCUGAACCAGAUAUGUCAUCAAACAAAUACCUUACGUUUACACAUUCAUCUAUUGAUCGUGAUGUUGCUCAAACAACAUUACCUUUUAUUGACAUGCAGAUAGUAGCACCAUAUCCAGGUAUACCAUUUUCUGGAUUAGGAAUUUACUUUAAAGGGACAAAAGGUUAUGGUGGAUUUAUUGGCGCUAAUAUUUUUACAUACAAUUUAACUAAUAACAUAAAUUCCAAAUUAUUCUCAGUACAUACAAUAUAAGAGUGUUGAUUAUUUUUUUUUUAUCUUUUUUCUAUUAUGUUAAGAAUCU
Rhopalosiphum maidis (corn leaf aphid) is the source of this 2728-nucleotide messenger RNA. RefSeq lists its product as uncharacterized. NCBI's taxonomy places the organism in Eukaryota, Metazoa, Arthropoda, Insecta, Hemiptera, Aphididae. The record is from RefSeq and is a predicted model, not a curated record. The transcript is spliced from 9 exons. Bases 637 to 2679 code for a protein of 680 amino acids.